This is a messenger RNA of Marmota flaviventris (yellow-bellied marmot), 1172 nucleotides long. RefSeq names its product trans-2,3-enoyl-CoA reductase (gene Tecr). Lineage: Eukaryota; Metazoa; Chordata; Mammalia; Rodentia; Sciuridae. The record is from RefSeq and is a predicted model, not a curated record. Gene Ontology annotation, biological process: very long-chain fatty acid biosynthetic process. Gene Ontology annotation, molecular function: oxidoreductase activity, acting on the CH-CH group of donors.
GGGCGGGGCGGCUGAGGAGCCGCAGUCUCGCGCCGCGGUCGCGAGCGUGUGAGGGCCUGUGUGCUGUGUUUCGCGGAGAUAGAAAGCCGUAUCCGCAGUAGUAGAAGCAGGAGCCACACUGUGAGGGAACCAUGAAGCAUUAUGAGGUGGAGAUUCUAGAUGCAAAGACGAGGGAGAAGCUGUGUUUCCUGGACAAGGUGGAGCCCCAGGCCACCAUUGCAGAGAUUAAGAACCUCUUCACCAAGACUCAUCCACAGUGGUACCCCGCCCGCCAGUCCCUCCGCCUGGACCCCAAGGGCAAGUCCCUGAAGGACGAGGAUGUGCUACAGAAGUUGCCUGUGGGUACCACAGCCACGCUCUACUUCCGGGACCUGGGGGCCCAGAUCAGCUGGGUGACGGUCUUCCUGACCGAGUAUGCUGGGCCCCUUUUCAUCUACCUGCUCUUCUACUUCCGGGUGCCCUUCAUCUAUGGCCACAAAUAUGACUUCACGUCCAGUCGGCACACAGUGGUGCACCUCGCCUGCACCUGCCACUCUCUGCACUAUGUCAAGCGCCUGCUGGAGACGCUGUUCGUGCACCGCUUCUCCCACGGCACCAUGCCCCUGCGCAAUAUCUUCAAGAACUGCACCUACUACUGGGGCUUCGCAGCGUGGAUGGCCUAUUACAUCAACCACCCUCUCUACACGCCCCCCACCUAUGGAGCUCAGCAGGUUAAACUGGCGCUGGCCAUCUUUGUGAUCUGCCAGCUUGGUAACUUCUCCAUCCAUAUGGCUCUGCGGGACCUGCGGCCAGCUGGGUCCAAGACCAGGAAGAUCCCGUACCCUACCAAGAACCCCUUCACGUGGCUCUUCUUGCUGGUGUCCUGUCCCAACUAUACCUACGAGGUGGGGUCCUGGAUUGGCUUUGCCAUCAUGACACAGUGUCUCCCAGUGGCCCUCUUUUCCUUGGUGGGCUUUACUCAGAUGACCAUCUGGGCCAAGGGCAAGCACCGCAGCUACCUAAAGGAGUUCCGCGACUACCCACCCCUGCGCAUGCCCAUCAUCCCCUUCUUGCUCUGAGCCACUUCCCCUUCACCCGGGCUCAGUCAGGCCGGGCUCUCAUCCCCACCCCAGUAUCAUUCUGGGGUGGCUGCAGCUCUGCAUCUGGAAUAAAACCUGUCUGCCCCAGCUGGA